GAUACAGAGAUCAUGGAUAAGGAGCCAAGGAUUGAAUUUAAAGAUGUUCCACAAGCACGACCUCAGCCAGUCAGGAUUAUUUCAGCUCUGGCUGAAAAACCUAGUGAGCCUAAAGAGUUUUCAAAGCCAGUGGAGGAGACUCGUGCACGUGCUGUGUUUACAGAGUCGUCUGUAUCUGUGACACACAAUAUUUCUGAGAAGGGCUCUUCCAAAGUACAACAAUCGCAGGAGACCAGCACUUCUAAUACUAAACAGAACAGUGUUCCUCCACCUUCACAAGCUAAGUCCGAAGAGAGCUGGGAAUCCCCAAAACAAGUGAAAAAGAAGAAGAAAGCUAGAAGGGAAACGUGAUUUAAUUUUUUUCCUCUAGCCAUCUUAAAAACGUAUUCAGGCAGUGUCUUGGAGAAUAUGCUGUUUAUGCAAUAAUUUGUGAACAUGAACAGAAUUUUAUAUACAUUUUGUCUGAAUUUUUAAAACUGCUGUCAGCCUGACCUUGUUUAAGAAAGAAAAAAGGAACUUAAGUUUGAAUUACAAGGUCAACUAAACAUGCAAAAUUACUGGAAGACACUUUAAAGAUCAUGUCCUUUCUUUGCCAGCUUGGAACCUGUAAUUUGAUAUACAAAAGACUUAAAUUCCUGAUUUUACAAAAUGGUGACCUGUUUACACUCAUAUCGUGCCCUGCCUUGUCUCUCAAACAGAGGAAAUAACAAGUGAUUUUCUGAUUAUAGCAGUUCUGCCAUGUCAAUAUGGAAAUUCAUAUACAGUUUUUGUAAUUUUAUACCUAUACUGCUAUUGUGUAAGCAAUAGCAAUCUGCAACCCCCAAUGACAUCACAAGUGCAAGUAUUACAUGGGAUUAAAACCCAUAUGGUCUAGCUUUCAAUAGGAAGUUCAAUUUUGAAGAUUUUUUUUUUAUUCUUGUAUUUUUUCUUUAAUCCAUCUGCCAUUUCCCCCAGUAUGACUUUUUUUCCCAUUUUUUUUAGAUGAAUAUUUUAAUGUGUGACAUGGUUAUUUAAUACUUUCAUGUUGUAUUGUUGUCUGUUAAAGUAUAAUACAAAUGGUUUGACCAUGGUAUUGUUAUUCAGAGCCCUGUUUUGUACAUGAGAUGGCUCAAUGCUGUUUCUUUGUUCGAACCAAACCAAAAAUGAUUUCUUACAUUCACAUCUAAUCAGAGAACAAAGUUUUUAUUCAUUAGUAUUGAGCGUUUUUGAAUAGGAUGGUAGUUAAAGACAGCUUUAAUUCAUGUUGUCAAGAGCGCCAAUAAUCAGGAAUGUUUUUUUUUUUUUACUGCCUUAACUUGUAGUAUGUAACACAUACAGUAUAUGUAGAGUUCAUGAACAGGAUUAGUGUUUUUUUAUAUCAAAGAUAAUGCAGCUUUAGUUAUCAAAGGAAUUCCAGCUUGAAACUAGUGAUUUAAAAAAAAAAAUGGUGUUUCAGGGUUAUGCACCGUUUAGAUACUGUAAUUACAUUGCAAAAAAAACUGCAGCUAGCUAUAAAACAAACUUGCAUGGUAAAUCAGACAAUGUAAAUACCCUUACCAAAUUCACUUUUGACAAGGACCAGAAGUAAAAAUUACAAAAAGUUGUGUAUAAAAAGCCAUGUAAUAUGUGAUGUGAUUUCCUUUAUUUAUAUGGUGCCUGAAUACACACUAAUUGCUGUAACCUACAGUACAGAUCAACUGUUUAUUAUGUCUCACAUGGCUGCAGUUUAACCUCGAAAUGGAAGACUUUGAAUCAAAGUUUCAUUAUAUGGGAAGGCUCCUUAUGAUUUUUUUUGUUUCCUAAUUAUACUAAUUUUUACACAGUUGUGUUAAAAAAAUAUUUCAGGAACAUGGCAUAAGUUUACAUGUUCAACAGUUCUUGUUUAAUUCAGUGAUAUUUCUAAGUUAAUUUGUUAAAAUAAAUCUUGCAAAUUCA
Molecule: messenger RNA, 1914 nt
Organism: Bombina bombina (fire-bellied toad)
Lineage: Eukaryota; Metazoa; Chordata; Amphibia; Anura; Bombinatoridae
Product: protein LYRIC
Biological process (GO): regulation of transcription by RNA polymerase II
Cellular component (GO): nucleus
Molecular function (GO): transcription coregulator activity
Source: RefSeq, a predicted model, not a curated record